Messenger RNA from Neltuma alba, 1120 nucleotides. Its product is annotated as photosystem I assembly factor PSA3, chloroplastic. Lineage: Eukaryota; Viridiplantae; Streptophyta; Magnoliopsida; Fabales; Fabaceae. The record is from RefSeq and is a predicted model, not a curated record. The transcript has 3 exons. Gene Ontology annotation, biological process: photosystem I assembly. Bases 43 to 897 code for a protein of 284 amino acids.
GACAGGAGAAUCAAAGAGAUUAACUACAAAAUUUCCAGUGCCAUGGUGGUUUUAAAAUCUACUCCUCCAUUAUCAUCUCUCCAGACCAAUCUAAUUCUUUUCUUCAACCUCUCAUCCAAGCACACUUCGUCUUCUCUACUAUUUCUCAGCCAUGCCCACCCGAGUAGAACCACUGGAUCCUCCAGACUCUCCAUUCGGUCUUACAUGGAUAAACCCGAUUCUAUUUCCAAUUUCGCUAACAAGGUCAUCGGUUCACUUCCCGUCGUCGGCCUCAUAGCAAGGAUUCUCAGCGACGAAGGAGGCGUUGGCGGUGACAUUAUCGAUUUUGCUGAGUUCCGAAGGCGAGUUGGAAAGAAGUGUACCAUUACUGAUUCUAGAGCUUUCUAUGAAUUCCGAGAUCGUCGAGGACGGGCAGGGGAUCCUCUGUAUGUUCUGUUAUGCAGUUGGUUAGCAGCAGUUGGUGCUGGUCUACUCAAGUCUGAGGAGAUUUUGGAAGGCGUUGCAAGGCUACGGAUCUCUAAUGACAUUGAAUUUGAAGAGCAGAACUUCAUCGCUUUAAUGAAUGAAGCCAGAGAGAGACGAGCAAGGCUGAAUGCUGCCCCUCCUUCUAUCCCAAUGGAGAUUCGAGUUGAGAAGGCUCUCGAUGCUAUCUACGUGUGUUGCUUCGGAAAGGAUCCCAUAGAGGAUGAAGACGAGAGACUGCUGAUUAUAAUGCUGAGUGCUGUGUUCCCUUCAGUUAAGCAACCGGAGAUCCAGCGGAUGGUCAAAGACAAGAGACAGAAAGUGGAAGAAGGGGUUGAGGAGGACUUUGCUCCCCAAGAAAAGCCCUUGCCAAAAGAGGCUGUAGAGCUGCAAAUGAAGGACCUUCAAUUUCUUAAACAAAAUAGAGACACUUAACUAAGCGAUGCAUGUCAUGAUGUAGUCGCAUUUUGCUCUGGACAAAAAUGUGUUGAGAAUUCCUUUCUUCCUUCCUUUCUUUUUGUAAGCCAACUGACACGACAUUUAUAGAAUCUUCAGCUGUGCUUACUGUCAGAACUUACAAGUAUUAAUGAAAUACGGAGUAGCUUCUAGAGCGAGCAUCAGCCGCUGUCUGAGUACCCUCCAACAUUGUUAUUUUUCA